AUGAAGUCUGGGGAGAAACCUGUCGGUGAUAGUAGAAUCGGAGAAGAAGAUAGGAUUAGCCGGUUACCAGAUUCUUUGCUAUGUGAGAUACUUCUAAAUUUUCCCACAAAAGAUGUGAUCAAAACUAGUCUUUUAUGCCGCAGAUGGAGAAAUAUUUGGCGCUACGUGCCUGUAUGGGAUUUGCAGAUUAACGGGGGUCUAGAGGAUGCUGCUAAAUUUUCUUUCUUCAAGAGGUUUAUGGAUUUUAACAGUUCCGUGUGCUUACAAAGAGUUAAGCUAAGGUAUGUUGGAUAUUCGUUCGGGUUUAGAGACUCAAAGUUGAUAAACAUUGUGUUUAAGCAUAAAAUCCAACAUCUAGACCUUGAGGGUUAUACGAGGGACGAUACAAUUAAGAUACCUCCAACCAUCUAUACAUCAUGUGAGAGAUUGGUAUCCUUGAAACUCCGCUGCCUGUUGUUACCUAAACCGCCCAAGUCAGUUUCUUUGCCUUGUCUUAAGAUCAUCGAUCUACAAGAAAUCAAGUUUGAUGACAGUUCAGCUAUGGAGGUGCUUAUCUCAGGCUGCUCAGCUCUCGAAAGCUUAACAAUGGACAAGAUGUAUGGAGAUAGAGUCUCAUCUCAGUCUCUGUUGAGUUUUUGUCUUACCAAAACUGAAGGUGGGGAUUUGGAUAAGAAAACAGUUACAAUGCAAGCUCCAAGGCUUAAGUUUAUAAAGCUAAACAAUCGUUCUAUUGAAAGAUUCAUUGUAAAAGAUUUGGGCUCCAUUAUUAAGUUGGAUCUUGAUGGUUUUACUAAUUUUGGUGAGACCUUACAUAGUUUUCUUACCCUGCUCUCCUUUGUUAGAGAUAUUACUAUCUCUUCUGACAUUCUCAAGGUACUUCAUAAGUUCUCGGAGUCCGAAUCACUACCCCAGUUUCAUAAUCUCUCUAGCUUGAGCAUCAAGACCGGCAUGAUAACUUGGAAAUAUCUGCUAACCUUUCUUGAGAAUUGUCCCAAUCUAAAUUAUCUGGUCAUGGCCUUUAAAGAGCAUAAAUGGACGAUGAAUUUUUCAGAAAAAAGCAAGAUACGUGGCAGAUAUAAAGGGACUUUUGAGUUCUCUUCUUUUAAGUUGCGAGAAUUCUAA
This is a messenger RNA of Camelina sativa (false flax), 1122 nucleotides long. The record is from RefSeq and is a predicted model, not a curated record. Lineage: Eukaryota; Viridiplantae; Streptophyta; Magnoliopsida; Brassicales; Brassicaceae.